Entamoeba invadens IP1 is the source of this 1443-nucleotide messenger RNA. RefSeq lists its product as hypothetical. Lineage: Eukaryota; Evosea; Mastigamoebida; Endamoebidae. The record is from RefSeq and is a predicted model, not a curated record. The coding region runs from base 1 to 1443 and encodes 480 amino acids. The transcript has 2 exons.
AUGGAUACGAAUGGUAGGCCACAAACCUCACUAUCAUCAACUCGGCGGUCCGUGAUUGGCAAUGUGGUAUUUGAGACGGUUGCGUCCUCGAACAUGACUGGCAUGCGUGCGUACAUAGAAGGUGGCGGAGAUAUAAAAGUGACAUCCCCCACUGGUGUGAAUCUCUUUAUGUUUGCGUGUGGCAGUGGUAACUAUCCGAUGGCCAAAAUGCUUUUAAACACGAACAAAGUUAAUGUUCUCGACCGGGAUCAUAAAAAUAGAAAUUGCCUUCAUCAUUUGCUAAUGGGAAGGAAAGAAAGUGUUGAUAUAUUUAGAAUGAUGCAACCAAGACUAUUGACACAAACUCGUGACAUUGAUGGGAAGUUACCACUGGAAUAUGCCCUCCACUUGAAACUCCCAUUAAUGGUCAAACUGAUCUUAGACAUCGAUAACUUCGAGGACGUCAAGUUGUGUUAUGACUAUGACAACACCCCACAAAUACAAAUGCCAAGCACUGCUAAUAGAUACGGCUUUGUUAACCAACAAGAAAACUCCUUUUUCGAAGUGCCAAAUUUGACUUCUCAACAAAUGAAAACAAACACCGAACGCAUUAAAAAAUGGAAACAUAUGCUUUCUUCGUUGGGUAAAGGACUUGUCCCAGAUAAGUUAUACCCAAGAGUCUAUAAAGGCCUUCCCGACGAAGUACGACGGGACGUUUGGCGGAUUGUGUUGUUUCCCGCCAUCGACAUGGGCGACCUGAAAAAGGAAUUUGAAAGCCUUAACAAAAGCCCGAAGAAUGGGAUUGACAAACAACUCCAUCUCGAUGUGAUACGUACCUUUCAACAACAUUAUAAUUUCAAGGAAAGCUUUGCUGGUGGACAGAAGAUGUUGUUUCAAAUCUUCCACGCUAUUGCCACGAAGGAAAAGCAAUUUGAGUUUACUCAAGGGAUGACUUGUGCUCCAUCGAUGCUUACUCUAUUCUUAGACUCUGUCGAAUCAUAUGGAGGGACUUUACAAUUGAUGGGGAAGAAGUAUCGACUCAAAGAGAUGUUUAGCGAUUUCAAGUUGGUCAACUCGUGUUGGUUGGUCACGAAACAAACGAUCGAAAUGCGUCAUCCGAAACUGUAUAAAAAGUUCAAGGAUCUCGGGUUCGACUUCUCGCGACUCCCUUUCUUCAUCUUCGAGUGGCAUUAUCUCUGGUUCAUCCAUGCGUUGCCUUUCGAUUUUGCUCUGAAACUGUUUGACGUGAUCUUACUCGAUGGGUUCUAUGCACUCUUUAAUAUCGGCGACACCAUCUUCCACUACUUGGAGAAGUACGACUUCACUGCGGUCAAUGAGAACGACUUGCAGCAGAAGUUGAAAACGCCCCUCAGCCUUAUGAAGAAACAACCGACCAUCGAGAAGUUCCUUCGGUACAUGUAUAGACAUCGAAGUAAGUGGAACGAACUUAAUGUUAAAGUCUAA